AGAUGACACUCCAUGAGCGUCUCUGCUCUGCACAAGUUCGAGUAGAAUUAACGCCAUGUGCUACUGCUUCAAAUUAUUUUGCUGUCAUCUACACCGCAGUCCCGGUGUAAAACACUCGGAGAAGUUCGGCGUUUCUCGGUCCGCGACCUCGCCUGGAGAAGAACUACAACUGACUCCAGGCUCUGCUAUAAUUGUCACUGGAUACAUACCACUGUAUGCCGUACGAUUUGCAGUGAAUCUGACGUGUAGGUCUUCGCCUGGAAAUGUGGCCUUGCACUUCAAUCCACGUUUGGAAAGAGCAUAUGUCGUCAGAAACUAUAAAUUUCGUAAUCAGUGGUACGAGGAGGAAAGAUGUUCGUCUUCUGGUCGGACGGGAGCUGUGUUCCGUCGAAAUUCGUUCUUCCACCUCAUGAUAUUUUGCACCCCCAAUGAAUAUCAAAUAGCCGUGGACGGAGAGCAUUUCUGCUCCUUCGCGUAUCGACUACCACUAGCCGAUGUAAAGAGCGUAGAGGUCGACGGAGACGUUGAAGAUGUCACGACUAGGGCGACCACUUUCAAAGUUUAUCCAGAUCCGGAAAUUUGCCGUCCUAAAAGAAACUUAGAACUCACCGUGGAAAAACCGUUAAAUGAUAGCCUGGAAAUUCCGCUGACCGUUUACAUUCCUGAAGGUAUAAGAGUCGGAUAUAAAAUUAUCAUAAAAGGGAGAUUAAAACUUCUGCCUCAUUCGUUUUAUAUCAACUUGCAAAAAGGACAGACGAUAUAUCCUCAUCCGGAAAUCGGGUUGCACCUGAAUCCACGAUUUCUUUUUGGUACGGCCCAACAAUGCGUGGUUAUGAAUUGUUGGCGCGACGGUUCCUGGGAACACGAAGAGCGACACGAGGGCGUUCUUUCUUGGGGACCUGGCCGAGAAUUCGAAUUCACUUUAUCUUGCGAGUACGAGGCCUACACGAUUUGGUUGGGAAAAAAGAUGAUCGGCGAGUUCAAGCACAGGGUUCCCCUCAAGAACAUCGAUACCCUGCGUAUAUGCGGCGACAUCGUGCUUCAUGAAAUUGCAAUUAAUCGCACUUAAUCUUCAUUAUUUUUGUCGGUAGAUUGUAUACAAGUAUCACUUUUGCCUUUUGAGUAUUUUUAACGAUGCGGAAGUAUCGAGGUGCCGCGGUUCGGCAACGAGUUCCUUUACCGAGAUGUCAUCUUACCUGCACUUUCAUUGUUUAUUGUAGCGAGAUAUAAGACUAAAAAAUGAGCCCGCUCGUUACGUAGAAGUUAGACUGAAAAUCAACCUCAAAACUGUAGUGAAAAUGAAUAAUUUUAUAAUGAUCGUUGAAUGAUAUUUUCGUACAUUUUUCGUCGAUCGUUCACAAUAGUAUAGCAAAAUUGAAGUAAAACCUUUCACGCCAUUCAGAGAAUAGACUACUUUUUUUCAGGUCAAGUUGUAUCAAGUUUUUCAUCUCCAUAAUUGAGUGGGGUAUUUUUUUAUGUAUAUUAUUUUACUUCUGUAUUCUACGAAUGGACGUGGAUUAUUAGUUUAUUUCAAUUUUGUGAAGGUACUUGUUCAAUGUGACGGCUGAGAAUAAAAAAUACCGAUCAAAUUUACUAGUCGAAUAAGUCACGCUAGGAAAAUAAAAUAAUUAAGACACUUUUGCUCAACAUAUUUGAGCGGAAUUCCGUUUUUCUAUCUGUUUAUUAAUAGUAAAUGUAUACUUUGUUUUCGUAAGUUUAAUAGCUUUGUAAAAAUAUUCAAUUCAAAACAUUGCAUUUUAUUACUGUGAGUACGUGUAUCGUCUUUUUGGUUCAAUAAACUUAUGGAUAUGUAUGA
Athalia rosae (coleseed sawfly) is the source of this 1816-nucleotide messenger RNA. Its product is annotated as galectin-8-like. Bases 56 to 1069 code for a protein of 337 amino acids. Gene Ontology annotation, molecular function: galactoside binding; carbohydrate binding. The record is from RefSeq and is a predicted model, not a curated record. NCBI's taxonomy places the organism in Eukaryota, Metazoa, Arthropoda, Insecta, Hymenoptera, Athaliidae. The transcript has 7 exons.